Messenger RNA from Macadamia integrifolia, 2431 nucleotides. RefSeq names its product G-type lectin S-receptor-like serine/threonine-protein kinase CES101. The record is from RefSeq and is a predicted model, not a curated record. The transcript is spliced from 8 exons. Gene Ontology annotation, molecular function: ATP binding; protein serine/threonine kinase activity. NCBI's taxonomy places the organism in Eukaryota, Viridiplantae, Streptophyta, Magnoliopsida, Proteales, Proteaceae. Gene Ontology annotation, biological process: protein phosphorylation. The coding region runs from base 284 to 2089 and encodes 601 amino acids.
CCUCCCACGAGGGAUGUGAUGCCACCGUCCACCAGAGCAAGAGGGGAUAGAGAGGCUACCCACUCCCACUUUCCAGUUUGAAGGAACCUACUUUUGUAGCCUCAUGAUCUGUACUCUCACCAUUUUUACCAUAUUCAUGGAAGCUUCAUUGUGUGUGGGGGACCCCAUCCCCUGAUUUUUCCAUUAGAACAGGUUAACUACUGGAUUAAUUAGUAGAUGGUGGUGUUUAGUUCACUCCUUGCUGUUCUCACUCAACAAUUCCAAGCUUUUGGAGCUGUCUGCAAUGGCUAGAUUCAGAAGCAUCAGUAAUAUAUCACAAGUUUUGUUUUUCUUGUUCUUCUCUUGGAGCUUAGGAACCAGUGGAUCUGAAGCAAAGGACACACUACUAUCAGGAGAGAGCCUUAGAGAUGGAGAGAAGUUGGUUUCUGCAAACAAGCUUUAUGAACUGAAGUUCAUAAACCUUCAGACUUCACAGAACCGUUACUUGGCAAUUCUGUCCUUGGGCUAUGAUGGUAGAUCAGUAUGGAUAGCCAACAGCAAGAACCCUCUCAUGGAUUCCUCUGGAGUAUUAACCAUUAAUGGAGAAGGUAAUUUGGUGUUAACCAGUGGCAAUGGCACUUCAUCAACCACUAUAAAUUCUGAAAAACCCACCAUGGGUGGUGGCAACACAAGUGCUACCCUUCUUGAUUCUGGUAAUUUAAUCCUUAGAGAUGGAGAGCAGAUCUCAUGGCAGAGUUCUGAUUAUCAUUCUCAUUACACAGUUUACCUUCAGAAUGAUUCCACUUCAGGGACUCAAACGACCACCCAGAAUGGAGAUUCUGGUCAUCCAACCAAGAGCAAGCUGUGGUUACAAGUCACAGUGUUAGUCUUAAUCAUUAUGUCAGCCUUUCUAAUAGCCUUCAUAAUCUGUAGAUUAAAGAGCAGGCUGUUUGGCAAUCAAGGAAAUAAUGUGAAGAGGGAAGAGACUGAAAGUGGGAGCUCAAAUUUGCUAUUAAAUAAGUUAAAUAGUGACAUAGAAGCUGCAUACAAAAAUAGCAAUGCAAGUGAUCAGCAGAAAUUGCGUGGGAACAAGGACUCUGAAUUGCCAUUAUUCAGUUUUUCUAACAUAGAAUCUGCUACAAAUAAUUUCUCUACUACCAAUAAGCUUGGAGAAGGUGGCUUUGGGCCAGUUUAUAAGGGUAAGUUGGUAGAAGGACAAGAAAUUGCAGUAAAAAGGCUUUCUAAAUUGUCAGGGCAAGGAAUGGAGCAGUUUAAAAAUGAAUUCACAUUGAUAUCUAAACUACAACACAGAAACCUUGUUAGGCUCUUGGGUUGUUGCAUUGAAGGAGAUGAGAAGAUACUAGUCUAUGAAUACAUGCCUAACAAAGGCUUGGAUUCUUUCCUCUUUGAUCCGGCGAAACGGACAUUAUUGGAUUGGAAAACUCGCAUUAACAUAAUUGAAGGGAUAGCACAAGGGCUUUUGUAUCUUCACAAGUAUUCUAGAUUGAGAAUCAUUCAUAGAGAUUUGAAGACUAGCAAUGUUUUAUUGGAUUGUGACAUGAAUCCCAAAAUAUCAGAUUUUGGCACAGCAAAAGUUUUUGGCGAGAAUGAAUCCCAAGCCAAUACAAAUAGAGUCAUUGGGACAUUUGGUUAUAUGUCACCUGAAUAUGCAAUGGAUGGCCUUUUCUCUGAGAAAUCCGAUGUAUUUAGUUUUGGGGUGAUGAUGUUAGAGAUUGUGAGUGGUAAAAAGAACAAUGGUUUCUAUCAGACAGCUUGUGAAUUAAACCUACUUGGAUAUGCAUGGGAGAUGUGGAAUAAGGGAAAAAUAUUGGAGUUGAUUGAUAGUACUUUAGUAGAUUCAUGUUCAAUGAAUGAAUAUGAAUUUAUAAGGUAUGUGACUGUGGGCUUCUUGUGUGUGCAAGAGAGUGCAGCAGAUAGACCAACUAUGUCUGAGGUUGUUUCUAUGCUUAGCAAUGAGACUACCGCUUUGCCAUCUCCAAAACAACCUGCUUUUACUAUAGGCAAAAGUAAUACUGGUGUUGAGUCUUCCUUAUCAUCUGGACAUGAAACUGUCAAUGAUGUAACUAUUUCAGUAAUGAAUGGUAGGUAGUACAGCACGAGAAUUUUUUUGGGUAAAUGUAUAGCCAGAGAUUUAUUAUUAACUCAUUAAGGCUCCUCCAUUUCUUUACCAAAAAUUAAGGUCCCUCCAUUUUGUCUGUUUCUAUAUACAUGAUUUCAUUAAUGUGUAUAUAGUCAUGUGGUUAGGAUUCAAGUCCACUUCUAUAGUCAUGUGGAGUAGAGUCCAGCAGUACUUGUUUUCUUCUUUUCCUGCCAAGAUAGGGUGUCAAUCAGUUUUUUCGAUCUGAUUUUGGUUCAGGUUGAGUCGAUUCGGUGUAGGAAUGAUGAAUCCGAAAAUAAAUCAAUGAGAAAACUUCGGCUUUGAUUUGAGUUA